AUGGAGGUUGAACUUCUGUGCCUCUUCCUGUUGGCCUCAGUGUUAACAGUCUCUGUGCAGAGUGCUCCUCAUGAGAAGCAUGAGUCUCCUUCCAGAUGGUCACAAAGUUCUGAGGAGAAGAAUGAUGAGUAUCCAAAGUUAAAUGAGGUUCAUGAUUCUAUUUUGCCAACAUUCUUCCCCUUUGAGGCUAGUAGUCCAGAACCAGAGGAAGAGGAAAUAAGGAAGGAGCUGUCAAAUGGUGGAGAUGGAACAGAUGAAGUAUAUUCAGUAGAUUUGGAGAUGCCUGCUGAAGAUGGGAGGAGCAUUCCUGUGCUGCUGAGUGAAGAGAUACUUGCUCAACUUAUAAAGGCUUCUGAGGAAGAGCAGCAUGAUGUGGAGAAAGAUGAGGAAGAUGGUAAUGAAGAUGACAUAGAAAGAAUAGCAGAUACAAAUGAGGAGAGUGUGGAGAUAAUAUUGGAGCCUAACAAUGAUGGAGAAGAACAGCAGCAAAAAGAGGAAGAUUUGGAAGAAGAGGAGGUAGGGGGUAGCACAGAGUCAGAGAUACCAGUGGAUUUAGACUAUACUGCUGACAGUAUAUCUACAGAAACUCGAAACACCAAGCUGGAGGAGAAUAAACCUUUAACCAUUAAGUUUGAAGAUGAAGAAAAGAUGGACAAUGAACUUCCCACAGUCAUGGAAGACUAUGAUACCAAGUCCAAUCAAGAUGAUGACUAUCCAGAAGAUGAACAUCAAGAAAAACCAUUUGACCAAGGUAUGUUUGCUGACACUCUCCAAGAUGAGCAGAUCCUUCCAGAUCCUGAGAUUGACCAAAGCAACACAGAUGAAGACAAGGAGAGUAUGGAGUUGGCAGAAAAGAAACUCUCUGAGGAAAAAGAGGGAGAGAAGGACACAAAUGAAAAUGGCAGCCAUGCUCAAGGAAAACACAAGAGAAUGAGAAAAGCACAGAGUGACCAGGCUUUGAGUGCUGAGGAAACCUCAGAGCAUUCUCAAAACCAAGAGCCUGAGAAAGAAGCAGAAAUCCGAGUCAAUAUGGUGCAAAGGAAGAUGGGGAAAUGGGCUUCCCUACUAGGAAUGAACCCUGUCCAGAUCAGAGCUGCAGUGGAUCUUUUCCCCAGAAUCAGGCCAACAGCUCAAGCCAAAUCCAGAACUGGAACUCAUCCAGGACAGGAAGCUUCAAUUGACUCAUGUGAGAACUUCCACUGUAAGCGAGGGAAGACAUGCAGGCUGAACGAGGAGAAGCAGCCCAGCUGUGUGUGUCAGGAACCUGCAGACUGUCCUCCACGUCUCAGAGAGUUUGACCAUGUGUGUGGAACCGAUAACCAGACCUAUGACUCAUCCUGCCAGCUUUUUGCCAUCAAGUGCAGCCUUGAGGGCAGCAAGAAAGGUCACAGACUACAUCUGGACUACACCGGCUCCUGCAAAUUUAUUCCACCAUGUCUGAAGACAGAACUGGUACAUUUUCCGCUGCGUAUGAGAGACUGGCUGAAGAAUGUGCUGCUGCAGCUUUAUGAACAAGACUUCCUUACAGCCAAGCAGAGAUCCAGAGUUCAGAAGAUGUACGAGAAUGAGAGGCGUCUCCAUGCAGGCGAUCAUCCUGCCGAGCUCUUAGCUUUGGACUUUGAGAAGAACUACAACAUGUAUAUCUAUCCAGUGCAUUGGCAGUUCGCACAAAUAGACCAACAUCCAUCAGACAGGUUCCUAUCUCACUCUGAGCUUGCUCCUCUGCGUGCUCCUCUUGUUCCAAUGGAGCACUGCACUUCAGUUUUCUUCCAAGAGUGUGAUGCAGACAAGGACAAGCUGAUCUCUUUCAGGGAGUGGUGCCAGUGUUUCGGCAUCAAGGAUGACCUGCCACCCUUCCUGCCUUUAAUCUACCGUAAAAGGUCCAUCUUCACAUCCUUGCAAUGA
Molecule: messenger RNA, 1905 nt
Organism: Neoarius graeffei (lesser salmon catfish)
Lineage: Eukaryota; Metazoa; Chordata; Actinopteri; Siluriformes; Ariidae
Gene: sparcl1
Product: SPARC-like 1
Exons: 10
Coding region: 1-1905 (634 amino acids)
Biological process (GO): anatomical structure development
Molecular function (GO): collagen binding; calcium ion binding; protein binding
Source: RefSeq, a predicted model, not a curated record